GUCACGGUUCUAGUCUCAUUUCGCAGCCAAACUUAUUAUCCUCGAACUCGUCACAUUAUAUAUUUCAAGUUUACAAAUUGUAGAACAAUCGCGAUUCUAUUUGAUACAAAUGAAAGUUGUGAAAUUCGAAAGAUAUAUAUAUAUAUCGCAACAGUAACUUGAAACGAAAGGAUCAAUGAACUACACUUAUAAUAUCCCCUUUGAUGACGUGAAUUAAUCGCUAUUUAACCAAUUAGAGGACAAUCAAAUUCACGAGGGUUAUCGAAUCAACUGCAAGCAAUUUUAAACGACUUCAAUGUCUGCCAAGCAACACGUAAAUAAAUCGAUCAAUUAAAUCGCCGAGGAACAAUUAAAUCGUUGCAGUUAUUCUUCGUUAAAAGAAUAUUAAAAAUAAUUGAUUUUAUCGAUUGAUUGAUUGAUUGUUUGAUUGAUCGAUCGAUCGAUCGAAAAAGGAACAGAGAGGAAGAAGUUUUUAUUCGAUACGUUAUUUUUUGGUGGUUCAAGUUAAAAUAAGGGAUCAUGGGGAAAAACUCUACAGGACCGAUAAUCAGGAUGUCAUCUUCCGGAACUCACAGAGCCGGAGGUAUCGAAUGUUGCUGCUGCAGAUGUUGCACCUGCAUACACGUUGAGUUUCUCAAAACUUUGCCGGGAAUUAUGAAAGUCUGCGAAACGAUAAUUAGCGGAUUGAUCCAGAGUUUGCUAGUCAAUUAUGGUUUAAGGUAUAGCACGUCUAUUGGGUCUGCUUUUGAGGGAUCUUUGACAACUUCCUCGGCCUGCUUUUUAACAUCCACUGUAUUAUUAGUCUGCUACAUAUUGUCUGAAAAAUCUUACAGACUUAUACGUUCCUCACUUUUCGAAAUAAUGUUCAACGCGUUGGCAAGUUUUUUGUAUCUGAGUUCGGCCUCUUAUCUCGCUUUUUCUACCAAAUUAUUUCUCUUACCGGAAUAUUAUUUAAAACCAGGAUUUGAUGUUUACCCAGCUAUGACAGCAGCUUACAUUAUGAGCGGAGUUGUCGGUGUAUUGCACGGAUUUGAUACUUAUUUGACUUACGUUUAUUAUAAAACGGGAAGAUAGGUUUAAAUAUUCCAAAAUAAUAGGUUUCAAUUGAAUAUUAUAAUAUUAUCGCGUAUAUUAAUGUUGCAUUUAUAAAAUUUUAUCGAUUGGUAAAUUUCUUAACAAAUAAUACGAAAACAGGUGUUCAGGUGUUUACGUAAAAAUCUCUUUCAUAACAAAUAUUUCGUAUAUAAAAGCAACACGUGGAAGAGGUAUUUGACCUGUUUGGCGAUUAUGACAAUCAUUCAUGCAAAAUUUCACAAUUCGAACGAAUUUUCGUGUCAUCGUCUGUCGCGUUGAAGAAUACCGGUUUCGUUGUCGCAGGAAAUUGAUCGUAAAGUGGUACGAACAGUUUAUUUCAGAGCUAUUGAAAGUGAAAUAAAUUGUUUAAGUGCUUGCCUCGUCGUCGUCGUCUCGAAGUGCGAUAGAAGGCAUGCGUGAACACGUUGCAUCUCUGUUUAGUUGCCCAUUUAGACGUUUUCCUUGCUUAUUCGUUGCACAAGGUGAACGCCAAAAUGGUCAAAUUGAAAUUUUGUGCAGACGUGAGAGAAAACGAGAACGAAAACGAGAACGAGAACGAAAAAAUAAUAUGGGAAAGGGUCAAUUGUUGAAAAAAAAAACAAAAGGAUUGAAACGGUAGACGGUCAAGUUCUCCGAGUGAUCUCAUUUGACUUUUUCUUGAGUUCGAUGCAUCAUCGCAAUUAACGAUAAGCGAGUAAUUAAUUAUCACGACGUUUCUAUCUACGUAGAAUACACCUUUUCGGUAUAACGUUUCUUAUUCCGAUAAGAUAAAUUCAUAAUGCGGAACGACACAAUGUGGAAAUAAUUUCUUUAAAAGCUACUUGCACAAUUAGAUUUUUUUUUCUUGUUUUUUUCUCUAAUUGCAUUUGCAAUAAUACUGUGCACCUUUUGUCGAAUGUGUUAUUUAAAGUAAUACAAGAAUUGAGACAUUUGUU
Polistes canadensis is the source of this 2009-nucleotide messenger RNA. RefSeq lists its product as uncharacterized. Gene Ontology annotation, cellular component: membrane. The transcript is spliced from 4 exons. The record is from RefSeq and is a predicted model, not a curated record. Bases 520 to 1074 code for a protein of 184 amino acids. Lineage: Eukaryota; Metazoa; Arthropoda; Insecta; Hymenoptera; Vespidae.